AUGGAGCAAACGGACUGCAAACCCUACCAGCCUCUCUCAAAAGUCAAGCAUGAAAUGGAUCUAGCUUAUACGAGUUCUUCUGAUGAAAGUGAAGAUGGACAAAAACCAAGACAGUCGUACAACUCCAGAGAAACUCUGCAUGAGUACAACCAAGAGCUGAGGAUGAAUUACAAUAGCCAGAGCAGGAAGAGGAAAGAAGUGGAGAAAUCUACUCAAGAGAUGGAAUUCUGUGAAACUCCUCACACUCUGUGCUCUGGCUACCAGACAGACAUGCACAGUGUUUCUCGGCAUGGCUACCAGCUAGAGAUGGGCUCUGAUGUGGACACGGAGACGGAAGGGGCGGCCUCACCUGACCACGCUCUGAGAAUGUGGAUACGGGGGAUGAAAUCAGAACACAGUUCCUGUUUGUCCAGCCGGGCCAACUCUGCAUUGUCCUUGACUGACACAGAACAUGAAAGGAAGUCGGAUGGGGAGAAUGGUUUUAAAUUCUCUCCUGUUUGUUGUGACAUGGAGGCUCCAGCUGGGUCUACUCAAGACAUGCAGAGCAGCCCACACAACCAGUUCACCUUCAGACCCCUCCCGCCGCCUCCGCCGCCUCCGCAUGCGUGCACAUGUGCCAGGAAACCACCCCCUGCAGCCGACUCUCUUCAGAGGAGAUCAAUGACUACCCGCAGCCAGCCCAGCCCAGCUGCUCCAGCUCCCCCAACCAGUACACAGGACUCGGUUCAUCUGCAUAACAGCUGGGUCUUGAAUAGCAACAUACCAUUGGAGACCAGGCAUUUCCUGUUUAAACAUGGGUCUGGUUCCUCUGCUAUCUUCAGUGCGGCCAGUCAGAACUACCCGCUGACGUCCAAUACUGUGUACUCGCCUCCUCCCAGGCCACUUCCUCGAAGCACCUUUUCCAGACCUGCCUUUACCUUUAACAAACCUUACAGGUGCUGCAACUGGAAGUGCACGGCCUUGAGCGCCACUGCAAUCACGGUGACUUUGGCCUUGUUGCUAGCCUAUGUGAUUGCAGUACAUUUGUUCGGCCUGACUUGGCAGUUGCAACCAGUUGAAGGACAGCUCUAUGAAAAUGGAGUUAGCAAAGGGAACAGAGGGACCGAAUCCAUGGAUACUACUUACUCUCCAAUUGGAGGAAAAGUUUCCGAUAAAUCAGAGAAAAAAGUGUUUCAGAAGGGACGGGCGAUAGACACUGGAGAAGUUGACAUUGGUGCACAGGUCAUGCAGACCAUUCCACCCGGCUUAUUCUGGCGUUUCCAGAUUACUAUCCACCAUCCUAUAUACCUGAAAUUCAAUAUUUCUUUAGCCAAGGACUCUCUGCUGGGAAUUUAUGGCAGAAGAAACAUUCCACCUACACACACGCAGUUUGAUUUUGUAAAAUUGAUGGAUGGAAAACAACUGGUCAAGCAGGAUCCUAAGGGCUCUGAUGAUACCCAACACUCCCCUCGGAACCUGAUCUUAACCUCACUGCAAGAGACCGGUUUCAUAGAGUAUAUGGACCAAGGGCCUUGGUAUCUGGCAUUUUACAAUGAUGGAAAAAAGAUGGAGCAAGUGUUCGUGUUAACCACAGCAAUCGAAAUAAUGGAUGACUGUUCAACCAAUUGCAAUGGAAAUGGAGAGUGUAUCUCGGGCCAUUGUCAUUGUUUUCCAGGAUUCCUUGGGCCUGACUGUGCGAGAGAUUCGUGCCCUGUGCUGUGUGGCGGGAAUGGAGAAUAUGAGAAAGGACACUGUGUCUGCCGAAAUGGCUGGAAGGGGCCAGAGUGCGACGUUCCAGAAGAGCAAUGCAUUGACCCAACAUGCUUCGGUCACGGCACCUGCAUCAUGGGGGUCUGCAUCUGUGUGCCAGGCUACAAAGGAGAAAUAUGCGAGGAAGAGGACUGCUUAGACCCGAUGUGUUCCAGCCAUGGCAUCUGUGUAAAAGGAGAAUGUCACUGUUCUACUGGUUGGGGAGGAGUCAACUGUGAAACCCCACUUCCUAUAUGUCAAGAGCAGUGCUCAGGACAUGGAACUUUUCUUCUGGACACUGGAGUGUGCAGCUGUGAUCCCAAGUGGACAGGAUCUGACUGCUCAACAGAGCUCUGUACCAUGGAGUGUGGUAGCCAUGGAGUCUGCUCAAGAGGAAUUUGCCAGUGUGAAGAAGGCUGGGUAGGACCAACAUGUGAAGAACGCUCCUGUCAUUCUCACUGUGCCGAGCAUGGCCAGUGCAAAGAUGGAAAAUGUGAGUGUAGCCCUGGAUGGGAGGGCGACCACUGCACAAUUGCUCACUACUUAGAUGCUGUCCGAGAUGGCUGCCCGGGGCUCUGCUUUGGAAAUGGGAGAUGUACCCUGGAUCAAAAUGGUUGGCACUGUGUGUGUCAGGUGGGUUGGAGUGGGACAGGCUGCAAUGUUGUCAUGGAAAUGCUUUGUGGAGAUAACUUGGACAAUGAUGGAGAUGGUUUGACGGACUGUGUGGACCCUGAUUGUUGUCAACAAAGCAACUGUUAUGUAAGUCCUCUCUGUCAGGGCUCACCAGAUCCUCUUGAUCUCAUUCAGCAAAGCCAACCCCUCUUCUCUCAGCACACCUCAAGACUCUUCUAUGAUCGAAUCAAAUUCCUCAUUGGCAAGGACAGUACUCACGUCAUUCCUCCAGAGAUCUCAUUUGACAGCAGGCGUGCUUGUGUGAUUCGAGGCCAAGUGGUGGCCGUAGAUGGAACCCCUCUAGUAGGGGUGAAUGUUAGUUUCUUGCACCACAGUGAUUAUGGGUUUACCAUCAGCCGGCAAGAUGGAAGCUUUGACCUCGUAGCCAUUGGCGGUAUUUCCGUCAUCUUAAUUUUUGACCGAUCACCUUUCCUGUCUGAGAAGAGGACACUCUGGUUACCUUGGAAUCAGUUCAUUGUGGUAGAGAAAGUAACCAUGCAGAGAGUUGUAUCAGACCCACCAUCCUGCGACAUCUCCAACUUUAUCAGCCCAAACCCUAUUGUGCUUCCUUCACCACUCACAUCAUUUGGAGGUUCCUGUCCAGAGAGGGGAACUAUUGUUCCUGAGCUGCAGGUUGUACAGGAGGAGAUCCCCAUUCCUUCCAGCUUUGUGAGGCUGAGUUACCUGAGCAGCCGCACCCCUGGGUAUAAAACCCUCCUCCGGAUCCUUCUGACACAUUCGACCAUUCCUAUGGGAAUGAUAAAAGUACACCUCACGGUAGCUGUGGAAGGGCGACUCACGCAGAAGUGGUUUCCUGCUGCAAUUAAUCUCAUCUACACAUUUGCUUGGAACAAGACUGACAUCUAUGGUCAGAAGGUUUGGGGCCUGGCAGAGGCUUUGGUAUCUGUGGGAUAUGAAUAUGAAACAUGCCCUGACUUUAUUCUCUGGGAGAAAAGGACAGUCAUCUUACAAGGCUUUGAGAUGGAUGCUUCUAACCUAGGAGGCUGGUCAUUGAAUAAGCAUCAUAUUUUGAAUCCUCAAAGUGGAAUCAUACAUAAAGGGAAUGGAGAAAAUAUGUUCAUUUCCCAGCAGCCCCCAGUCAUAUCAACCAUAAUGGGUAAUGGACACCAACGAAGCGUAGCCUGUACCAACUGCAAUGGCCCAGCUCACAACAACAAACUCUUUGCUCCUGUUGCCUUAGCUUCUGGCCCUGAUGGUAGUGUGUAUGUUGGCGACUUUAAUUUUGUAAGACGAAUAUUUCCCUCGGGAAACUCCGUUAGUAUUUUGGAAUUAAGAAACAGAGAUACCAGACAUAGCACAAGUCCUGCUCACAAAUACUAUCUGGCUAUGGACCCUGUGUCUGAAUCACUUUAUCUAUCAGACACCAACACUCGAAAAGUCUACAGGUUGAAAUCUCUUGUGGAAACAAAAGAUCUGUCCAAGAAUUUUGAAGUGGUGGCAGGAACAGGUGAUCAGUGCCUUCCCUUUGACCAGAGUCACUGUGGAGAUGGCGGGAGAGCAUCAGAAGCUUCACUGAACAGCCCUCGAGGCAUCACAGUUGAUAGGCAUGGAUUCAUUUACUUCGUGGAUGGGACCAUGAUUCGGAGAAUUGAUGAGAAAGCGGUGAUCACAACUGUAAUCGGCUCAAACGGUCUGACUUCCACGCAGCCACUGAGCUGUGACUCGGGAAUGGACAUCACUCAGGUGCGAUUAGAGUGGCCAACAGACCUUGCAGUCAAUCCCAUGGACAAUUCAUUGUAUGUCUUGGAUAACAACAUUGUGCUGCAAAUUUCUGAGAACAGGCGUGUGCGGAUCAUUGCAGGACGCCCCAUCCACUGCCAGGUGCCAGGCAUCGAUCAUUUCUUGGUCAGCAAGGUGGCAAUUCACUCCACUCUGGAGUCAGCCAGGGCCAUCAGCAUCUCCCACAGCGGGCUGCUCUUCAUAGCUGAAACAGACGAGAGGAAAGUAAACCGCAUUCAGCAAGUCACCACCAACGGAGAGAUCUCCAUCAUAGCUGGUGCCCCUACUGACUGUGACUGCAAAAUUGAUCCCAACUGUGACUGUUUUUCAGGUGAUGGUGGCUAUGCCAAAGAUGCAAAAAUGAAAGCCCCUUCCUCCUUAGCAGUGUCACCUGAUGGUACCCUAUACGUCGCAGACCUUGGGAAUGUUCGAAUUCGUACCAUUAGCAGGAACCAAGCCCACCUGAAUGACAUGAACCUUUAUGAGAUUGCUUCACCUGCUGACCAGGAGCUCUACCAGUUCACUGUCAAUGGAACCCACCUGCACACCUUGAACUUGAUAACACGGGACUAUGUAUAUAAUUUCACCUACAAUGCCGAAGGUGACUUAGGUGCGGUUACCAGCAGCAAUGGCAACUCUGUGCACAUCCGCCGUGACGCAGGCGGGAUGCCCCUUUGGCUUGUGGUGCCUGGCGGGCAGGUGUACUGGCUGACCAUAAGCAGCAAUGGAGUCCUGAAAAGAGUGUCAGCCCAAGGCUAUAAUCUGGCCUUGAUGACCUAUCCAGGAAACACGGGGCUUUUGGCUACCAAAAGUAAUGAAAAUGGAUGGACAACUGUUUAUGAGUAUGACCCCGAGGGACAUCUGACCAAUGCAACGUUUCCCACUGGUGAGGUCAGCAGUUUCCACAGUGACCUGGAGAAGCUGACAAAAGUGGAACUAGAUACUUCCAACCGUGAAAAUGUCCUCAUGUCAACCAACUUGACAGCAACUAGUACCAUAUAUAUUUUAAAACAAGAAAAUACCCAGAGUACCUAUCGGGUGAGUCCAGACGGCUCCCUCCGCGUGACCUUUGCCAGCGGGAUGGAGAUCAGCCUCAGCUCAGAGCCCCACAUCUUGGCCGGGGCGGUCAACCCCACCCCAGGCAAAUGCAACAUCUCCCUGCCCGGAGAGCACAAUGCAAACCUCAUCGAGUGGCGGCAGCGCAGGGAGCAAAACAAAGGCAACAUUUCAGCUUUUGAAAGGAGACUGAGGGCCCAUAACCGAAACCUGCUCUCCAUAGAUUUUGAUCAUAUAACUCGCACGGGAAAGAUCUACGAUGACCACCGGAAAUUCACCCUUCGAAUUCUUUAUGACCAGACUGGACGACCUACUCUGUGGUCUCCCGUAAGCCGAUAUAAUGAAGUGAACAUCACAUAUUCACCUUCGGGAUUGGUGACGUUUAUUCAAAGAGGGACGUGGAAUGAAAAAAUGGAAUAUGACCAGAGCGGAAAAAUAAUUUCAAGAACUUGGGCUGAUGGGAAAAUUUGGAGCUAUACCUACUUAGAAAAGUCUGUGAUGCUUCUCUUACAUAGCCAGCGGCGCUACAUCUUUGAGUACGACCAGUCGGAUUGUCUGCUCUCAGUCACCAUGCCGAGUAUGGUGCGCCACAGCCUACAAACCAUGCUUUCAGUGGGCUACUACCGGAACAUCUACACCCCGCCAGACAGUAGCACUUCUUUUAUCCAAGACUACAGUCGGGACGGCCGACUGCUGCAGACCCUGCAUCUGGGAACAGGGCGCAGAGUUUUAUACAAAUACACCAAGCAAGCCAGGCUGUCUGAAGUUCUCUAUGAUACCACUCAGGUCACAUUAACAUAUGAAGAGUCUUCUGGAGUCAUUAAGACAAUACACCUGAUGCACGACGGCUUCAUUUGCACGAUCAGAUAUAGGCAAACAGGACCUCUUAUUGGACGCCAGAUCUUCAGAUUCAGCGAAGAAGGGCUGGUGAACGCUCGGUUUGACUACAGCUACAACAACUUCCGAGUUACCAGCAUGCAAGCUGUGAUCAACGAAACCCCUUUGCCCAUAGAUCUGUACCGAUAUGUUGAUGUUUCCGGUAGAACAGAGCAGUUUGGAAAAUUCAGUGUCAUUAAUUACGAUUUAAAUCAGGUCAUAACCACUACGGUGAUGAAGCACACCAAGAUCUUCAGUGCCAACGGACAAGUUAUUGAAGUCCAAUAUGAAAUCCUAAAGGCUAUUGCCUACUGGAUGACUAUUCAAUAUGAUAAUAUGGGGCGUAUGGUGAUAUGUGAUAUAAGAGUGGGAGUAGAUGCCAACAUAACGAGAUACUUCUAUGAAUACGAUGCCGAUGGGCAACUUCAGACUGUUUCUGUAAAUGACAAAACCCAGUGGCGUUAUAGUUAUGAUCUGAAUGGAAACAUCAACCUCUUAAGCCAUGGAAAUAGUGCUCGUCUUACUCCUCUCCGAUAUGACCUCCGAGACCGCAUCACCAGACUCGGAGAAAUUCAGUAUAAAAUGGAUGAAGAUGGCUUUCUGAGGCAGAGGGGAAAUGACAUAUUUGAAUAUAAUUCUAAUGGUCUGCUGCAGAAAGCCUACAAUAAGGCUGCUGGCUGGACUGUGCAGUAUUAUUAUGAUGGGCUUGGGCGACGUGUCGCCAGUAAGUCCAGCCUAGGGCAGCACCUUCAGUUCUUUUAUGCGGACCUGGCCAACCCCAUAAGAGUUACUCAUUUGUACAACCACACGAGCUCAGAGAUUACAUCCCUGUAUUAUGAUCUCCAAGGUCACCUUAUUGCCAUGGAGCUAAGCAGUGGUGAAGAAUAUUAUGUAGCUUGUGAUAAUAUAGGCACCCCACUGGCUGUGUUCAGCAGUCGAGGUCAGGUGAUAAAAGAGAUAUUGUACACGCCUUAUGGAGAUAUCUAUCAUGACACUUACCCUGACUUUCAGGUCGUCAUUGGUUUCCAUGGAGGACUCUAUGAUUUGCUUACUAAAUUAGUGCACCUGGGGCAAAGGGAUUACGAUGUUUUUGCUGGCAGGUGGACAACGCCUAAUCAUCACAUAUGGAAACAGUUGAACCUCCUUCCUAAACCAUUCAACCUCUACUCCUUUGAAAAUAACUACCCAGUUGGCAAAAUUCAAGAUGUUUCAAAGUAUACCACAGACAUUGGAAGUUGGUUGGAGCUGUUUGGUUUCCAGUUACACAAUGUUCUACCUGGAUUUCCCAAACCAGAAUUAGAAAAUUUGGAAUUAACUUAUGAGCUUCUACAGCUUCAGACAAAAACUCAAGAGUGGGAUCCUGGAAAGACUAUUCUGGGUAUUCAGUGUGAGCUCCAGAAACAGCUCAGGAAUUUCAUUUCCUUGGACCAACUUCCUAUGACUCCCCGAUACAAUGAUGGACGGUGCCUUGAAGGAGGGAAGCAACCAAGGUUUGCGGCUGUUCCUUCUGUUUUUGGAAAAGGUAUAAAAUUCGCCAUCAAGGAUGGCAUAGUAACAGCUGAUAUUAUAGGAGUAGCGAAUGAAGAUAGCAGGCGGCUUGCUGCCAUUCUCAAUAAUGCUCAUUACCUGGAAAACCUACAUUUUACCAUAGAGGGGAGGGACACUCACUACUUCAUUAAGCUUGGGUCUCUGGAGGAAGACCUGGUGCUCAUCGGUAACACUGGGGGGAGGCGGAUUCUAGAGAACGGUGUCAAUGUCACUGUGUCCCAGAUGACUUCUGUGUUGAAUGGGAGGACUAGACGGUUUGCAGAUAUCCAGCUCCAGCAUGGGGCUCUGUGCUUCAACAUCCGGUAUGGAACAACUGUCGAAGAGGAAAAGAAUCACGUGUUGGAGAUUGCCAGACAACGUGCUGUUGCCCAGGCCUGGACUAAGGAACAAAGAAGACUGCAAGAAGGGGAGGAGGGUAUUCGAGCAUGGACAGAGGGAGAAAAGCAGCAGCUUUUGAGCACUGGGAGGGUACAAGGUUAUGAUGGGUAUUUUGUUUUGUCUGUUGAGCAGUAUUUAGAACUUUCUGACAGUGCCAACAAUAUUCACUUUAUGAGACAGAGCGAAAUAGGCAGGAGGUAACAAAAAAAAUCUCUGCCUUUGCGUCACCAAAG
Molecule: messenger RNA, 8231 nt
Organism: Neomonachus schauinslandi (Hawaiian monk seal)
Lineage: Eukaryota; Metazoa; Chordata; Mammalia; Carnivora; Phocidae
Gene: TENM1
Product: teneurin transmembrane protein 1
Exons: 32
Coding region: 1-8199 (2732 amino acids)
Biological process (GO): heterophilic cell-cell adhesion; signal transduction; neuron development
Cellular component (GO): neuron projection; membrane
Molecular function (GO): protein heterodimerization activity; cell adhesion molecule binding; protein homodimerization activity
Source: RefSeq, a predicted model, not a curated record